This is a messenger RNA of Phalaenopsis equestris, 2228 nucleotides long. RefSeq names its product imidazole glycerol phosphate synthase hisHF, chloroplastic. Gene Ontology annotation, biological process: L-histidine biosynthetic process. The record is from RefSeq and is a predicted model, not a curated record. Gene Ontology annotation, molecular function: imidazoleglycerol-phosphate synthase activity; oxo-acid-lyase activity. The transcript has 19 exons. The coding region runs from base 186 to 1928 and encodes 580 amino acids. Lineage: Eukaryota; Viridiplantae; Streptophyta; Magnoliopsida; Asparagales; Orchidaceae.
GGAGGAUUAUUAGAGCUUUAAUUUAAGAAGUUCUUUAAUUUUUGGAGUAAAUGACCCGAUAUUUACAAGUUUGGCACUUUGCUCGUUGAUAUUCAGAAGUUUGCUUUUCCGACGUCUGAUUUCCCCGGCGAAACCAUUGCGCCGUCGAUUCUCUCCUCACCGGCGUUUUCCCCAUUGGACUGCAAAUGGAGGCGCCGCCAUUCUCCGCCGCAGGUAGUUAUCGUGCUCUUCUCCCUCGUCCUCUCCCUCGUUGCUGUGCAGCUGGGUAUCCGAGAAAACCCUACUUUGAGCGCAGGAGCUCUCUCUUUGUUCGCGCCUUCUCCGAGGACUCUACUGUCACUCUUCUCGACUACGGCGCGGGAAAUGUUCGAAGCGUGCGGAACGCCAUCCGGCAUCUGGGCUUUGACGUCAAAGACGUUCAAAAGCCAGAGGACAUUCUUAAUGCAAAUCGUCUUGUUUUUCCUGGGGUUGGGGCCUUUGCAUCUGCAAUGCAUGUAUUACAUGACAAUGGGUUUGCCGAAGCACUCUGUAAGUACAUAGAGAAAGAUCGUCCUUUUCUUGGCGUAUGUCUUGGUCUUCAGCUGCUUUUUGAAUCGAGUGAGGAGAAUGGUCCAGUAAAAGGACUUGGCUUGAUACCUGGUGUGGUUGGACGUUUUGACUCUUCGAACGGCCUUAGAGUACCACACAUAGGAUGGAAUGAAGUGCAGAUAACUAAGGAGUCAGGAAUUCUGCAUGAUUUUGAAGGCCAACAUAUUUACUUUGUUCACUCCUAUCGUGCUUUGCCUUCAGAUGCCAACAAGGAUUGGAUAUCAUCAACAUGCAAUUAUGGCGAUACUUUUAUUGCUUCUAUAUCAAGGGGAAACAUACAUGCUGUCCAAUUUCACCCUGAAAAGAGUGGAGAGGUAGGAUUAGCAUUAUUGAGGAACUUUCUUUGUCCAUCAACUAAAUCAAAGUUAAAGAAGCUAGAAAAUGGAAAGGCAUCUAGUCUUGCUAAAAGAGUAAUAGCGUGUCUUGAUGUCAGGGCAGAUGAUAAAGGCAAUCUUGUGGUAACUAAAGGUGAUCAAUAUGAUGUACGGGAGCAUACGGAUGAAAAUGAGGUAAGAAACCUUGGUAAACCAGUGGACCUGGCAAGUCAAUACUAUAGUGAUGGAGCUGAUGAGGUUACUUUCCUUAACAUAACAGGAUUUCGUGAUUUUCCUUUGGGAGAUUUGCCAAUGCUUCAGGUACUGCGCAACACAUCAGAAAACGUUUUUGUACCACUGGCAGUUGGUGGUGGUAUAAGGGACUUCACAGAUGCUAAUGGAAGGUACUAUUCAAGUUUGGAAGUAGCAGCGGAAUACUUCAGAUCAGGUGCAGAUAAAAUUUCAAUUGGAAGUGAUGCAGUUUACGCUGCAGAGAGCUAUUUAAAAACUGGAGUAAAGACGGGAAAAAGCAGUAUAGAGCAGAUUUCUGCGGUAUAUGGCAAUCAGGCUGUGGUGGUAAGUAUAGAUCCUCGUAGAAUAUACAUCAAGACUCCUGAAGAAGUUGAAUUUAAAACUGUAAAGCUUAGGAAUCCAGGCCCAGAUGGAGAACAUUAUGCGUGGUAUCAAUGCACGGUUAAUGGCGGACGCGAGGGACGACCCAUUGGAGCUUAUGAGGUUGCAAAAGCUGUGGAAGAACUUGGAGCUGGAGAAAUAUUACUCAAUUGCAUUGACUGUGAUGGCCAAGGAGAAGGUUUUGACAUAGAGCUGAUCAAAUUGAUUAGUGAUGCUGUUAGUAUUCCUGUAAUUGCAAGCAGUGGAGCUGGUGCUGUUCAGCACUUCUCUGAAGUGUUUCAGAAGACAAGUGCUUCAGGUGCACUCGCAGCCGGCAUUUUUCAUCGCAGAGAGGUGCUGAUUUUAUCUGUCAAAAAGCAUUUGCUAGAGAAAGGAAUAGAAGUCCGGUUGUAAUGUUUUGGAUGCAGCACAGCGUUUAACUUUUUAGGACAAGGGGUUUCAUAUUUUGCCUCCUAUUGUUAUAAAAGUGAUUUUCGCAUCAUUGAAUUCUUUUUUAUUGUGUUGACAAAUUACUAAGGGUAUGUUUGGGGUAGCUGAUGCUUUUUGAAGAAGUGGUUGUGAAGCUGCCUUAUAAGAAAACUGCUGUCAGAAAGCUGUUGAUGGUGUAACAUGUUGGAAAUUGUUGUUAGAAAGAUGUUGAUGGUGUCGCAGUUUGUCUUUUUAGAUUUGCUAUGUUACAGUUAUUUUUGAAAA